UAAACAGCUGUUUUACGUCAUGGAAACUUGAAAAACAAAAAAUCUUGAAAAAUAAUUUUAAACUUUCAUGAAAUGCGAAACAUAUAUUUUUAAAAAAAUAAUGGAAUACUCUUCUAUGUCAGAAAGAAUUCUGCGGUCACUAGAAAACAUUAUCAAACACGACUUCGAGCUAGCGGAUUUUUCUAUUGUUCCUACAGAAGACAACACCAAGAAUAAAAGCCCUGUAUUGUACGAGAGUCAUCAUUUGGGACUCGAAUCUUGGUGCAUCAAAUACGUAUAUCAGUAUGUUUGCAGUGAGCUAUUUAAAGUUCGAAAAAAUCUUGCCGAGAAGAAAAUCGGAUACUUGAUCAGGGACAAUUUGAACUAUUUGCUUAUGGGAGGGUUACUUAUUAACCCUGAUAUUAAUACCUUUUGGAAUAUGAGAAGGGAGUUGGUAGAAAGUGACAUAUUAAGUAUUGAAGAAGAACUGAAGUUUUGCAAAUUGGUUUUGACAAGAAAGCACAAGUCAAAUGAAGCCUUCUCCUAUCGUCGCUGGCUACUGAAAAGGAUUCUUGAAAAAAUGUCCAAAAACGGUAUUGUUCCUUCAAUAAACAUUCUACAGAAUGAGUUAUCUGUAUCAGAGCUAGCUGCGACAGGUUCCCAAAACAAUUACCAUGCCUGGACACAUCGAAUAUGGUGUAUGGAACACUUUGUACCUUUUUUUCCCCAUAUCCUUACCCAGGAACUAGAGUUUAGCGAGAGAUGGAUCAGUGAACAUGUCUCUGAGAACACUGGGUAUCAUUACAGACAAUUUUUAAUAAAACUUCUAAAAAACCAAAGAGAUAUCCCACUUCUGAUGACGUACUUUAAUGAAGUAAUUACAAAAUUAAAUCUUUUAAACGAUGGUGAGCCCAGUCAGUUAUUGAUUCUUUUGCUUGGAAAACCUUUGAAAAAUAAAUCAUUGGAAGACAUAUCCAAGCAUAUAAAUGUUAUAGUUUUGCUGUUAUAUGAACUGUUUGUUGUUAUAGAAAACAUUAACAAUGUAUAUACAGAGCAUGAGUCUCUUUGGUUGCAUAGAAGAUUCAUUUUAUUUAGUUUAAUUCAAUUGGCAAAUGAAUAUUUUGGAGAAAACUCAAAAAUAACCAAAAAAAUCACUUUUAAUAAUACUACAUCACAAAUGUAUAAUAAGAAUUUUAUAAAUUUUGUUGUUAACGAUAAUUCUGGUGAAAAACAAGCAAAAAUAUUUAAAACCCAGCCCAGUAAGUUUGAGUCCUCGAAUUUAUACAGGGUGUUGAGUAAUUGUGAGAAAGAAUUUAUCAGUAAAAACACUGGGCAAAGUUUGUUGCAAAUAGAUCUGGCAAGAAGGUAUGAAAAAUGGUUAAAAUUAAUAGUUGGCUUUGAUUUGACUUAAAAUAAUGUCAAGGUAUUUCAAAACAAAAGUAUUUCAGGGAUAAUAGUAUGUUUUUUAUUA
Sitophilus oryzae (rice weevil) is the source of this 1450-nucleotide messenger RNA. RefSeq names its product protein prenyltransferase alpha subunit repeat-containing protein 1 (gene temp). The transcript is spliced from 3 exons. NCBI's taxonomy places the organism in Eukaryota, Metazoa, Arthropoda, Insecta, Coleoptera, Curculionidae. Gene Ontology annotation, biological process: protein prenylation. The coding region runs from base 68 to 1390 and encodes 440 amino acids. Gene Ontology annotation, cellular component: cytoplasm. Gene Ontology annotation, molecular function: protein prenyltransferase activity. The record is from RefSeq and is a predicted model, not a curated record.